This is a messenger RNA of Oryctolagus cuniculus (rabbit), 1156 nucleotides long. Lineage: Eukaryota; Metazoa; Chordata; Mammalia; Lagomorpha; Leporidae. The record is from RefSeq and is a predicted model, not a curated record.
AUGUAUUUUGAAAGUGCCAACAGCUUUGAGAAUUGUGUAAUCGGGGGCUGGCGUUAUGGCAUACAAGAGACCCAUUCUCCUGAUGAAGGCAGUGAGGGGGAAGUGAGUGCACACAGACCUCAUCCAGUAACAGAGGCCGGUGUAGCACCCUUGAUCGUGUUUGGUCCUGGACUCCAGACAGCGCGCAAGACAUCAGUCAUGUUGGAUUAUGACCUCACCUUUAUAACCUCAUUUAACCUAAAUUACCUCUGUGAGCCUGAAUUUAAAUACAUUGGGAAUAUGCACGGUAAUGAGGCUGUUGGAAGGGAACUGCUCAUUUUCCUGGCCCAGUACUUAUGCAACGAAUACCAGAAGGGGAAUGAGACAGUCGUCAACCUGAUCCACAACACCCGAAUCCACAUCAUGCCUUCGCUGAACCCCGACGGCUUUGAGAAGGCAGCAUCCCAGCCUGGUGAGCUCAAGGAUUGGUUUGUGGGUCGAAGCAACGCCCAGGGAAUAGAUUUGAACCGGAACUUCCCAGACUUGGAUAGGAUCGUGUACGUCAAUGAGAAAGAAGGUGGCCCCAAUAACCAUCUGCUGAAAAACCUGAAGAAGAUUGUGGAUCAGAACGCAAAGCUUGCGCCUGAGACCAAGCCUGUCAUUCACUGGAUUAUGGAUAUUCCUUUUGUGCUCUCUGCCAAUCUCCAUGGAGGAGACCUUGUGGCCAAUUAUCCCUACGAUGAGACCAGGAGUGGAAGUGCUCAUGAAUACAGCUCCUGCCCAGAUGAUGCCAUUUUCCAAAGCGUGGCUCAGGUGUACUCCUCUUUCAACUCAGUCAUGUCUGACCCCAACCGGCCACCCUGUCGCAAGAAUGAUGAUGACAGCAGCUUUGUAGAAGGCACAACCAACGGUGGUGCCUGGUAUAGUGUGCCUGGCGGGAUGCAGGACUUCAAUUACCUCAGCAGCAACUGUUUCGAGAUCACGGUGGAGCUCAGCUGUGAGAAGUUCCCACCCGAGGAGACCCUGAAGAGCUACUGGAAGGAUAAUAAGAACUCCCUCAUCAGCUACCUUGAGCAGAUACACCGAGGAGUUAAAGGAUUUGUCCAAGAUCUUCAAGGUAACCCGAUUGCCAAUGCAACCAUCUCCGUGGAAGGAAUAGAUCACGAUGUUACAUCUG